Molecule: messenger RNA, 2124 nt
Organism: Perognathus longimembris pacificus (Pacific pocket mouse)
Lineage: Eukaryota; Metazoa; Chordata; Mammalia; Rodentia; Heteromyidae
Gene: Ncf2
Product: neutrophil cytosolic factor 2
Exons: 15
Coding region: 184-1764 (526 amino acids)
Biological process (GO): phagocytosis; respiratory burst; superoxide anion generation
Cellular component (GO): NADPH oxidase complex
Molecular function (GO): superoxide-generating NADPH oxidase activator activity; protein binding
Source: RefSeq, a predicted model, not a curated record
UCCUGGCACACUUGCAACACUAAUAAAGUCACCCUAAAAGAGGCCUGACUCCACUUUGAACACCAGCCUAGGAGUGUGAAGACACUGGGCACUGGGGCCACCCUAUUGUGGGAGACACACUUGUGCUCUCUGCGCAGCCUCUCUGAGCCCCUCCAGCUCUCAGCCUCCUGGUGUCAUCUGACCAUGUCCCUGGUGGAGGCCAUCAGCCUCUGGAAUGAGGGAGUGCUGGCAGCUGACAAAAAGGACUGGAAGGGGGCCCUGCAGGCCUUCAGCACAGUCCAGGACCCCCACUCUCGAAUUUGCUUCAACAUUGGCUGCAUGCACACAAUCCUGGAAAAUAUGCCAGAUGCUGAAAAGGCCUUCACCAGAAGCAUUAACCGGGACAAGCACUUGGCAGUAGCUUACUUCCAGCGAGGGAUGCUCUACCACAGAAUGGAGAAAUAUGACUUAGCUAUUAAAGAUCUUAAAGAAGCCUUCACUCAGCUUCGUGGGAACCAGCUGAUUGACUACAAGAUCCUGGGGCUGCCGUUCAAGCUGUUUGCCUGUGAGGUGUUGUAUAAUAUUGCUUUCUUGUACGCCAAGAAGGAGGAAUGGAAGAAGGCAGAAGAACAGUUGGCAAUAGCCAUGAAGAUGAAGUCAGAGCCCAGGCAUUCCAAAAUCGACAAGGCCCUGGAAAGCGUCUGGAAACAGAAGCUGUUCGAGCCAGUGGUGAUUCCAAUGGGUAGGCUGUUUCGACCAAAUGAGAAACAAGUGGCCCAGCUGGCCAAGAAGGAUUACCUAGGCAAGGCUAUGGUUGUGGCGUCUGUGGUGGAUCAGGACAGUUUCUCUGGAUUUGCCCCUCUGCAGCCACAGGCAGCUGAGCCUCCACCCAGACCCAAAACCCCAGAGAUCUUCAGGGCUCUGGAAGGCGAGGCGCACCGUGUGCUGUUUGGGUUUGUGCCGGAAACACCGGAGGAGCUCCAGGUCAUGCCAGGGAACAUCGUCUUUGUGCUGAAGAAGGGCAAUGACAACUGGGCCACAGUCAUGUUCAAUGGGCAGAAGGGGCUUGUUCCUUGCAACUACCUGGAGCCAGUGGAGCUGCGGAUUCAGCCUCAGCAGCCACCCCAGGAGGAAACCUCCUUGGAGCCUGACAUCCCACCUCCUCCCAGUGCCAACGCCCCCAGAAGACCCCAGCUGUCACCAGGUCAGAAGCAAAAAGAAGAGCUUAAGGAAGUAAGGCUCAAUGUUCCUACCCCCUACACAAUCAAGGUGCACUACAAGUACACGGUGGUCAUGGAGGCUCAGCCGGGGCUCCCCUGCAGCCAGGUCCGGGACAUGGUGUCUAAGAAACUGAAGCUGCUGCCACAACACACUCAGCUGAGCUAUCGGCCUCGGGACAGCAAUAAGUUGGUGCCUCUUUCUGAAGAAAGCAUGAAGGAUGCCUGGAGUCAAGUGAAGAACUACUGUCUGACUCUCUGGUGUGAGAACACAGUGGGUGAACAAGGCUUUACACAGGAGCCCAUGGAAGGUGAAAAAUCUGAUCCUAACAACCAGACAAUAGGAGCUCAGCUUAAGGAAGGGAGCCAAGUGGUGGCACUCUUCAGGUAUGAGGCUACUCAACCAGAGGAUCUGGAGUUCCUUGAAGGAGAUGUAAUCCUGGUGCUGUCUCAAGUGAAUGAGGAAUGGCUGGAAGGAGAGUGCAAAGGGAAAGUUGGCAUCUUCCCUAAAGCUUUUGUUGAAGAAUGGACUGCUGUGGAUUUGGAAAGUACUCCCAGAAGAGCCUAGGAUGGUUCUGGCUACAAAGGAGAAAAGGAGGCUCUAUUAUUGGUUUGAAAGACUUACUAUUACUGUACUUCUGCUGUAAGCACACAGACAUUAGUUUGGAGAAAUGUUAAUCUAAUUUUUCUUUGUUAAAUUUAACCUGUUAUAUAUAACAUGAGAACUUAGUCAAGAUCUGCCAGGGCAGGAAGAGGGAGGUGAAUUGUCUGGGACAUGAUGGAGGCUUCUAGGGUGUUAAUUAUGUUUUGCUCUAAAUGCUGCAUACCUAGAUAUGUUCAAUUUGUGAAAAUUCACUGGGCUGCACAUUUCUAAUUGUUGCACCUCUCUGUAUGGGCAAAACUUUAAUAAAACACUUAAGAGAUCCAA